AUGGAAGUCUCCAGACACCCCCGCAGCAGCCUCUUCUCCAGGGACCCUGGAGAUGGCUGCGACAGCGAGCACUGGGGUCCCCACUGCAGCAACCGGUGUCAGUGUCAGAACGGCGCCCUGUGCAACCCUAUCACCGGCGCCUGCGUGUGCGCCCCUGGCUUCCGAGGCUGGCGCUGUGAAGAACUCUGCGCGCCCGGUACCCACGGCAAGGGCUGCCAGCUGCCUUGUCAGUGCCACCACGGCGCCAGCUGCGACCCGCGCACUGGCGAGUGCCUCUGCGCACCUGGCUACACUGGCGUUUAUUGUGAGGAGCUGUGCCCCCCUGGAAGCCAUGGAGCUCACUGUGAACUACGCUGCCCCUGCCAAAAUGGGGGCACCUGCCACCACAUCACUGGGGAGUGUGCCUGCCCGCCAGGCUGGACGGGAGCAGUGUGUGCCCAGCCCUGUCCACCAGGGACAUUUGGCCAGAAUUGUAGCCAGGAUUGCCCUUGUCACCAUGGAGGCCAGUGUGACCAUGUGACUGGACAAUGCCACUGUACAGCUGGAUACAUGGGGGACAGGUGCCAAGAGGAAUGUCCCUUUGGAACUUUUGGUUUCCGGUGCUCUCAGCGCUGUGACUGCCACAAUGGAGGUCAAUGUUCACCAGCUACAGGUGCCUGUGAGUGUGAGCCUGGCUACAAGGGCCCUAGCUGCCAGGAGCGGCUAUGCCCUGAGGGCUUGCAUGGCCCAGGCUGCACCUUGCCCUGUCCCUGUGACACUGAGAACACUAUCAGCUGCCACCCAGUCACUGGAGCUUGUACCUGCCAUCCAGGCUGGUCAGGCCACUUCUGCAAUGAGUCCUGCCCUGCCGGCUACUACGGCAAUGGUUGCCAGCUGCCCUGCACCUGCCAGAAUGGCGCUGACUGCCACAGCAUCACCGGGGGCUGCACAUGUGCCCCAGGCUUCAUGGGAGAGGUGUGUGCGGUUCCCUGCACUUCAGGGACCUACGGUCCCAACUGCUCAUCUGUAUGUAGCUGUAGCAAUGGCGGCACCUGUUCCCCUGUGGAUGGCUCCUGCACCUGUCAAGAGGGAUGGCAGGGCCCGGACUGCUCCCUGCCAUGUCCCAGUGGGACGUGGGGCCUGAACUGCAAUGAGACUUGUGUCUGUGCCAAUGGUGCAGCCUGCAGCCCCUCUGACGGCUCCUGUGCCUGCACCCCAGGCUGGCUGGGGGACUCCUGUGAACUGCCCUGUCCAGAUGGCACGUUUGGGCUGAACUGUAGUGAGCAUUGUGAUUGCAGCCACGCCGACGGCUGUGACCCUGUCACAGGCCACUGCUGCUGCCUGGCAGGAUGGACAGGCAUCCGCUGUGACAGCACAUGCCCUCCAGGUCGCUGGGGCCCCAACUGUUCAGUGUCCUGCAGCUGUGAGAAUGGAGGCUCCUGUUCCCCAGAGGAUGGGAGCUGCGAGUGUGCCCCUGGCUUCCGAGGACCCUUAUGUCAGAGAAUCUGCCCACCAGGGUUCUAUGGCCACGGCUGCACCCAGUCUUGUCCCCUCUGCGUGCACAGCAGCGGGCCCUGCCACCAUGUCAGUGGCAUCUGUGAAUGCCUGCCAGGAUUCUCUGGAGCCUUGUGCAACCAAGUGUGUGCUGGAGGGCACUUUGGGCAGGACUGUGCCCAGCUCUGUUCCUGUGCCAACAACGGGACCUGCAGCCCCAUUGAUGGCUCCUGUCAGUGCUUUCCUGGGUGGAUCGGCAAGGACUGCUCACAGGCCUGCCCAUCUGGGUUCUGGGGCUCUGCCUGCUUCCAUACAUGCAGCUGCCACAACGGGGCGAGCUGCAGCGCCGAGGAUGGGGCCUGCCACUGCACCCCUGGCUGGACUGGACUCUUCUGCACGCAGCGUUGCCCUGCAGCAUUUUUUGGGAAGGAUUGUGGACACAUAUGCCAGUGUCAGAAUGGAGCCAGCUGUGACCACAUCACUGGGAAAUGCACCUGUCGAACAGGCUUCACUGGGCGCCACUGUGAACAGAGAUGUGCCCCCGGCACCUUUGGAUACGGGUGUCAGCAGCUGUGUGAGUGCAUGAACAAUGCCACUUGUGACCAUGUCACUGGUACCUGUUACUGCAGCCCUGGAUUCAAAGGAAUCAGGUGUGACCAAGCUGCCCUCAUGAUGGAUGAGCUGAAUCCCUACACCAAGAUCAGUCCAGCUCUGGGAGCAGAGCGGCACUCAGUGGGUGCUGUCACAGGCAUCAUCCUCCUGCUGUUCCUGGUUGUGGUACUGCUGGGCCUGUUUGCCUGGCGACGGAGGCGGCAGAAAGAGAAAGGCCGGGACCUGGCUCCCCGUGUCUCCUAUACCCCAGCCAUGAGGAUGACCAGCACAGACUACUCUCUCUCAGAUUUGUCUCAAAGUAGCAGCCAUGCCCAGUGCUUUUCCAAUGCCAGCUACCACACACUGGCGUGCGGGGUGCCUGCCACCAGCCAGGCCAGCACUCUGGACAGGAACAGCCCCACCAAGCUGAGUAACAAGUCCCUUGACAGAGACACAGCAGGCUGGACCCCCUACAGCUAUGUGAACGUGUUAGACUCCCAUUUCCAGAUCAGUGCCCUGGAGGCCAGGUACCCGCCCGAGGACUUCUACAUUGAACUUAGACACCUCAGCCGCCACAAUGAGCCACACUCACCAGGCACUUGUGGACUGGACAGACGUCAGAACACAUACAUUAUGGACAAAGGCUUCAAAGAUUACAUGAAAGAAUCUACAUGCAGUUCUAGUACUUGUUCCUUGAACAGCAGUGAAAACCCUUACGCCACAAUUAAGGAUCCACCCAUUCUCACCUGCAAGCUUCCAGAAAGCAGCUAUGUAGAAAUGAAGUCACCUGUGCACAUGGGGUCUCCGUACACAGAUGUGCCGUCCUUGUCGACAUCUAAUAAAAAUAUAUAUGAAGUUGGUAGGUGUCUCACAUAAGUAACUUAGCAAAACCAGGGCAACAGUGCAGCAUCUCAAGUGAAAACAAACCCUCCUCCACUCAUUCUGUCUCAACACACUCCUCUGUUUGGCUGCAAUUGAAGGAACCUGAGGAGAAACUCCGUCCCAGGACUGCCCUCCCCUCUAAUGCAGGAAAACAAAAUUUUGUGCCACUCUGCUUACAAAUCACAACUAAUAAGCAGUAGAAAUAGCCAGGGUGGGGAACCAGUAUACAACACUUAGACUGAAUGUUGUUUGAAAAAGAAAACAAUCAUAACCGCUGUUUGCAAGUUUUUAAAUCACUUCCUUACACUCCUGAUAGCUUCACGUCUAAUCAUAGAGGCAUUCAUAAGACCCACACCUUUAGGAUGUCCUAAACCUCUCGUUGAGCAGAGGCUGGAAUUCUGACAGUACGCUCCCUUAGGUCUCCAUCUCUAGAGCAAGCCUGUCCUGAUCCUCGUGUAUUGGUCAGAUUUAUAUAUCCAAAGUUCCUCUCCCCAACAAGUUAAAUAGAACUUUCAUCCCUCCCACAAAAGCAACAAAGCUAAUCUGUUCUCUGAACUCAUUUUUCACUAUAUUCCUUAGAGCCCACAGUCAAUGUGGUCCAAGAAGGCCGAGGUCAUAACUCCAGCUAUAUCCAGAAUCCAUACGACCUACCUAAGAACAGCCAUAUUCCUGGUCAUUAUGACCUCCUCCCAGUAAGACAGAGCCCUGACCAUGGGCCCUCCCAGGACAAGCAGUAAGAGGGAUAAGCUUCUCUCUUAGUGUGCUCUGCUGACUAUUCUCUGACUCUGAAAGAAGACAAUUGAUGACCUGAAAUAUCAGUACAGAUUGACCUGGAUUGAAAGAAGCACUUCCAAAUGGGAUUGGGGUAACUGUUCAAGAAAGUCUGUUCAGAAAGGCAAAAACUAUCACCUUCAGCCCUAAAUGCCCUGGGUAUGAUUUUUAAAACAUUUAAGAUAUUGCUACUCAUCAACAUCUGCUAAAUUCAGCUAAAAGAUAUGUACUUAAUAUGCCUGAAGCAAUGCUUAAGAUGCAUGUAGCUUAGGUUUUACAAACUUUCCUAGGAAGAAAAGGGGCCUGGGGAAGGAAAAGGGGCAGUUUAAAGCACCUGAAAUGUGAUGUGCUAUUGAUUGUUGCUACCAUCAACAUCUGUUUCGUGUAUGUAAGAGAACUGGUACAUGGACAUGAAUUGUUCUAAUAUUAAUCAUAAAGUCUGUAUACAUAUAGGUAUGGUCCAUCAAAUUAUAAGAGCCAAAAUUGGAGUUUAAAAUACAGCAUACUUCUGACAACUUGCGUUUUCAAAAACAAGAAUUUAAUAGAGUCCCUUUCUUCUGCCCCAUCAGUGAUAGUAGGCAAAACAGAAAAGGAGAAGAGUAAUUAUUUCAAAAGUGCAGCUGUUUCACGAUUUCUAUGCCUGCUUUACCAAAUUUUGCCCAGUAAAAGCUCAAUAAUGAUGAGCACCAAGCCAAGUGGUGGUGGUGGUGAUGCACACCUUUAAUCCCAGCACUCAGGAAGCAAAGGCAGGUGGAUCUCUGUGAGUUCCAGGCCAGCCAGAGUCCCAAGACAGACUCCAA
Molecule: messenger RNA, 4517 nt
Organism: Cricetulus griseus (Chinese hamster)
Lineage: Eukaryota; Metazoa; Chordata; Mammalia; Rodentia; Cricetidae
Source: RefSeq, a predicted model, not a curated record